Eubalaena glacialis (North Atlantic right whale) is the source of this 423-nucleotide messenger RNA. RefSeq names its product syncollin (gene SYCN). The transcript has a single exon. Gene Ontology annotation, biological process: exocytosis. The coding region runs from base 1 to 423 and encodes 140 amino acids. Gene Ontology annotation, cellular component: secretory granule membrane. The record is from RefSeq and is a predicted model, not a curated record. NCBI's taxonomy places the organism in Eukaryota, Metazoa, Chordata, Mammalia, Artiodactyla, Balaenidae.
AUGUCCCCUCUGUGCUCACUGUUGCUGGCCUUGGCCCUGGCGGCCGUCCCCGGCAUCCGAGGCGCCUGCCCGCAGCCCGCCGACCUCAAGAACGCCAACGGGACGCGCAUGUGCGCCAAGCUCUACGACAAGAGCGACCCCUACUACGAGCGCUGCUGCGGCGGCGCCGAGCUGUCGGUGCAGCCGGGCACCGACAUGCCCUACCUGCCCUCUGGCUGGGGGAACGUCGCCUCGUCCCUCGUGGUGGGCCAGCGCUGCGACCUCGUCGUGUGGUCCUCUCGCGGCAAGGCCGGCAAGAAGCACAAAUUCUCGACCGGCACCUACCCGCGCCUGGAAGAGUACCGCCGCGGCCUCUUCGGGGACUGGUCCAACUCCAUCUCCUCGCUCUACUGCAGGUGCCCGCCCGCUGGCCCGCGCCCGUAG